AUGAGUGAUGUUGAAAGUGCUGAUAAUAAUGUAGUAGUUGAAGAAAAGGCUGUUUUUGAUAAUGUUACAGCAAUUCAAAAGGUUAUUAAAAAUGCUCACGUACACGACGGACUAAAAAUUGGAAUUAGAGAAGUUAUAAAAUCCAUCGAAUCUCAAGAAGCAAAAGUAUGUUUCUUAUCAGAUGUAUGCUCAGAACCAGCAUAUAAAAAAUUAAUUACUACCUUAUGUGCUGAAAAAAACAUCCCAUUAUUUAUGGUACAAAAUGAUAGUAAAGAUUUAGGACAUUGGGCUGGUUUAUUUAAAUUAGAUAAUGAAGGAAAUGCAAGAAAAAUUAUUGGAGCUAGUUCUGUUGCUGUUGUUGAUUUUGGAGAGGACUCAGCAGAAAAAGACUUUUUAUUAUCACAAAAUCAAACUGUUACUGCUUAA
This is a messenger RNA of Plasmodium reichenowi, 426 nucleotides long. RefSeq names its product 40S ribosomal protein S12, putative. Gene Ontology annotation, molecular function: structural constituent of ribosome. The record is from RefSeq and is a predicted model, not a curated record. The transcript has 2 exons. Gene Ontology annotation, biological process: translation. Bases 1 to 426 code for a protein of 141 amino acids. Gene Ontology annotation, cellular component: cytosolic small ribosomal subunit; ribosome. Lineage: Eukaryota; Apicomplexa; Aconoidasida; Haemosporida; Plasmodiidae.